AUGUCAGAGCCAUAUAAGUGACGGCUUGCGAACAAUAAUUAUUGAGACUUGUUAGCAUCUUUUUGCAAUAUAUUUAGUCUUUAUUUUAUUGCUUUUUAAAAUACACUUAAAUAUAUAAACGCUUCUUUAUAGGUAAAUACUAUUUAAAUUUAACGCAAUGAAGAGGAGUUACGACUCAAUGAGUUCUUCUGUUGAAAUUAGUUCAUAUCGAGAUCAACAUUUUAAAGGAUCCAGAAGCGAACAAGAAAAGUUACUACGCGCGUCAUCAACACUCUAUAUUGGAAAUUUAUCAUUUUAUACUACAGAGGAACAAAUUUACGAAUUAUUCUCACGUUGUGGCGAUAUAAGAAGAGUUAUUAUGGGAUUAGACAAAUAUAAGAAAACUCCUUGUGGUUUCUGUUUCGUAGAAUAUUACACAAGACAAGAUUCAGAGAAUUGUAUGAGAUAUAUAAAUGGCACAAGACUGGAUGAUAGAAUUAUUAGAUGUGACUGGGAUGCUGGAUUUAUUGAAGGUCGCCAAUAUGGACGAGGGAAAACAGGUGGACAGGUUCGUGACGAAUAUCGUACGGACUACGACGGUGGACGCGGCGGCUAUGGAAAAAUAAUUGCCCAGAAGAUAACACCAAAUACUUUAGAACGUUGAUGUUCCUUUUAAGUGAGCUAUCUGGAGCUAAAUAUGAAAGACUGUAAUGGUAAAAAACAUUCAAUUGAUCUGGAUGGAAAUAGCAUGUUGUAAUAACAUUUUAAUUUUAAGUAAAUACUAUUGUUUGAAA
Molecule: messenger RNA, 773 nt
Organism: Vanessa tameamea
Lineage: Eukaryota; Metazoa; Arthropoda; Insecta; Lepidoptera; Nymphalidae
Gene: Cbp20
Product: nuclear cap-binding protein subunit 2
Exons: 4
Coding region: 158-643 (161 amino acids)
Biological process (GO): mRNA cis splicing, via spliceosome
Cellular component (GO): nuclear cap binding complex
Molecular function (GO): RNA cap binding
Source: RefSeq, a predicted model, not a curated record